AUGAGUAUAAUGGAAUAUAAUGGAGGUGCCGUCAUUGUUAUGACUGGCAAGAAUUGUGUAGCGAUAGCUUCCGAUUUGCGUUAUGGUAUUCAGCAUCAGACCAUCUCGAAUAACUUCCCAAAGGUGUAUAGAAUCAAUGAGAAGUGCUUUGUUGGUAUUGCUGGUCUGGUCACCGACGCUCAAACACUCUAUCAAAAGUUGAUGUUCCGUCACAACCUAUACAAGCUCAGAGAGGAGCGUGACAUGACUCCUCAAGUCCUAACCAAUCUGAUUGCCAACAUGUUGUACGAGAAGAGAUUCGGACCAUACUUCACAGAGCCAGUAAUUUGUGGAUUGGAUGAGAAUAACAAGCCAUUCAUCUCUGGUAUGGACUUGAUUGGAGCACUCGUUAGCACUGAUGACUUCUUGUUGGUGGGCACAAUGACACCAGCCAUGUACGGUCUCUGUGAGACAUUAUAUAGAAAGGAUAUGAAUGAGGAGGAGCUUUUCGAAACGAUAUCACAGUGCAUGCUAUCAGCUCUUGAGAGAGACGCUAUGAGUGGAUGGGGAGCUGAAGUUACCGUUAUCACACCAGAGAAGGUAUUCAGGAGAAGACUGUUGGGUCGUCAAGAU
Messenger RNA from Acytostelium subglobosum LB1, 612 nucleotides. RefSeq lists its product as hypothetical. The record is from RefSeq and is a predicted model, not a curated record. The annotation marks the transcript as partial. Lineage: Eukaryota; Evosea; Eumycetozoa; Acytosteliales; Acytosteliaceae. The transcript has 4 exons. Gene Ontology annotation, biological process: proteasome-mediated ubiquitin-dependent protein catabolic process. Gene Ontology annotation, cellular component: proteasome core complex, beta-subunit complex; proteasome core complex.